AUGGCGCUGUGGCGGGGGCUGCGCUGCUGCCGCCGCGCCUUCGCCUGGCUGCCCGUGCUGCUCAUCGCGCUGCUCCUGCUCUGGUCCUACUACGGAUACGUCUGCGAGCUCUGCCUCGUGACUGUGAGCAACCCUGUGGAGAAAGUGGCCUAUCUUGUAGUAUUCCAUAUUCUCUUUGUGCUCUUUGUGUGGACAUAUUGGAAGUCUGUUUUCACUCUCCCAAUACAACCAGGCAAAAAGUUCCACAUGUCCUACGCUGACCAGGAGCGCUACGAGAACGAGGAGAGGCCCGAGGUGCAGCGGCAGAUCCUCGCCGAGAUCGCCAGGAAGCUGCCGGUGUACACGAGGACAGGGAACGGAGGGAUUCGGUUCUGUGACAGAUGCCAGCUGAUCAAACCUGACCGUUGUCACCAUUGCUCUGUUUGUGCCAUGUGUGUGCUAAAAAUGGAUCAUCACUGUCCAUGGGUGAAUAACUGCAUUGGAUUUUCUAACUACAAAUUCUUUCUACUGUUCUUAGCCUAUUCUUUGUUGUAUUGCUUGUAUAUUGCUGCAACAGUCUUCAAGUAUUUCAUUAAGUAUUGGACAGGUGAGCUGACCAAUGGACGUUCCAAAUUUCACAUCCUUUUCCUUCUCUUUGUGGCAAUCAUGUUCUUUGUGAGCCUCAUGUUUCUGUUUGGCUACCACUGCUGGCUCGUCAGCAGGAACAGAUCUACUCUAGAGGCUUUCUCAGCUCCAGUGUUUCAAAAUGGCCCAGAUAAAAAUGGAUUCAAUCUUGGCUUUGUGAAGAAUCUCCAGCAAGUGUUUGGGGAAGAAAAAAAGCUCUGGUUGCUGCCUAUUGCCUCUAGCCAGGGGGAUGGACAUUUUUUCCCAAUGAGAGCCUUGAGUGAAGCUCGGAACCCUCUCCUGACAAAUGAGGAACAGUGGGAAGAGGAUGGAAUAGAUGAAGAGCCUCAGGGUUCUGGUGAAGCUUCAUCCCUUGCCAUAGAAAGGGAGACAUAGCAGUGUGAAAACAGUGGUGUAAAGCUGGAUCAGAAAGCUUUCCUCUCAGGAGCCAACAUCCCUUCUCUUGGCAAGGACUUCAGUUUUGAGGGGCAGAAAACAGGCGGAUCUUCAAGAUGAGAAAACAUCCUGAAGUAUUGUCUGAUGGGAAUCUGCAUUCCAGAGUGCUUCUCCAGGAAUCCUGCUGUCCAGAUGUCCCAAGGCUUUAUAAAUUUAAGUUACGGAGUUAACAGAACAAUUUUACAGAGUGAUUGUGGCCAAUCUUCUUUGGCCUGCUCUCUUUAUUUUAUAAAUACUCUAUAUUUUUUAUUCAAAAUGGGUAAAAAUGUUGAUGCGAGUGCGUUUCCGAAGGCCUUUUCAUUUUGCAAACAUCAGGGACUCAAGCUCUUGAAAUUUUUCCAAGCCAUAAUAUUCUUGGGGAUGGUUAUUUAUUUUGAGGCUGAUUCUCCAACCUUCUCUGACAAGUGGCAUUUUCUAAUGUAUUUAAAUUCUGAGUGAGUUCAGCUCAAUGCAAGACAGACCCAGUUAAAGCUGGCACUAAAUUGGUAGCUGAAUGUAAGAGUGUUGAAAGCAAAAGUGCUGAACAUGCACAUGUACAUGUGCAGCUGUGAGUGAAAAUAAAAUAUUCACAUUGCCAGUAUCAAGAUUCAAGAAUAUUGUGGCCAUAGGUUUUUUAAAGCAUUUUUAGGGGGUGUUAUUUUCCUUGAGUUUGGGUUUUAGUGCUCUUGCAUCCCACUUGCAGGCUCCUAAAAUGCAAAAGGGAACUUCAGACAGUCCAGUUUGCAUUAAUUCCUAGGGUUAAAAUAUCAUCUCAUUCCUGGAUCAGUGUUUGAUGGAGAUUUGUGUGUUCAUGGAGUCAGAAAGGAAGAUGUGAAUUCAAAACAUGCACUGAAAGCUUGGCUCCAAGAGUCAUGUUUGGAGUUUGCACUCCACAGGGGUGGCCUGAACCCCAAAUUGCUGAAGACACAAUUGGUGUAUUGAAUUUUUUCAGACUUCUUCCCAGCUCAGUGCACUGACUGGCUUCAGGGGUUUCUGCACUACGAGGUGAUCAGAUUUGUUUAUGCAUUUUACUGCAUUUACAGUCAAAGAGGUGUAUCCCUGUUUUUGUUCUGGGGAAUGGAACUGAGACUUGGCUGGCUGGAUUAUGGAUAUUUUUCUAGACCUGAGUCCUUUUUUUUUAAAUCUGCAUGAUUCAGCCCAGUCCAUCAUUCUUAUUUGAAUUAGGUGCAUGCUAAAAGUAUUGGUGUACUGCCUCUAAGAUCAUUUAGUACCAUUUUCUAUCCCAUUUUUGUGUUUAUCAGCCCACUGUUGUUGGCAGUGACUACAGGAGCAGCUGUGAAUGCCAGCAGAAAGGAGCUGAUGAGUGAAUAUGGAGAUGGAGUUUUUGCUACAGACUAAACCCCUUUUUCCUCUGUUCCUCUGCUGCUGCUGCCACAGGGAAUGUGUUUGUGAGCCAGGAGAGCUUUGCAGAGGUUCCUUCCCUAAGAGAAAGUGUUUCACUCCUGGCUGAUCCGUGCCCUGUGGGCAGGAAUUUUGUUCCUCAGCCUGUGCAGUUUGUGUGGAGCAGGCAGUGCUGAUCUCCCUGCGAUGUCUCACUGCUGAAUUUGGCUGUGAGGGGCCAUGCUGGGCUGGCCCAGGCUCCUGUGGGUUUGUGUCUCUCCUCAGGGUGGCCCUGAACACUGAAAAUGUUCCAGCUUCAGACACCUGAGCCCCAUCUGUUGAGUGGCUCUGUCACCAAAUGGCUGCUGAGUGCUGGAAGGGUUUUUCCUGUCAAUCUAAAGCUGCAUUUCUAAUGUAAAUCUGGUGUUGGACCUUGUGCUGUGUGUGAUGCAAGGUGGCAGCUGAAUUAAUCCCCUCGUUCCUGGCAAAAUGUGCUCUGGAGGGGGAGCUUGAGAGGAUGAUGGCAGCUAAACACAGCCAGAAUUUAGCACCUACAGAGGUGCUAUUUGUGCCUUUAAAAACUUUAAAUUCCGUGUAUCUAAAACCAGGAAGGUGAUUUGGUGACUUUCUGUUUCAUCCUGCCAGCUGAAGUGUUUGUGUGGAUUUGCAGGAGGGGUUUUUUGUGUGAAUUUACAGAGCUUGUGUGGAUUUGCAGGAGGGUUUUUUGUGUGAAUUUACAGAGCUUGUGUGGAUUUAGAGGAGUUUUCUGAGCAGGUCCUUGUUCCCCUCCUGGGUUUGGCUCUGGUUACAGCCCUGCCAUUAUUUGAGUUGUUUCUGUGCCAGGCAGCAGCAGCAGAGCUGUGCAGGAGCUCCCCUGCCUGCUCCUGCUGCUGCACUGCUCAUUAGGGAGUACAGAAAAUCAGAUUUUGUCAUCUAAUACUAAGGCAGAUAUCUUUGUGAUGGUACCAAGCUCAGAUUGAGAAAGGGUUUUAAACAUUUCCAAGUAACUUUUAUUCAGUCACCUUUCUUGUAAUUAAUUAUGGUUAUCUCUUCCCUUUCCUUCAAAGCAGCUCAGCCUCCCGUGGUUGUAACAAACUCUUGUCCAGGUAGAAGCAACACAAAGUUUAUCACUUCAGAGCCACUUCUCAAUAUCCACACAUCAGAUGCUGGAAAGCUCAAUGAAAUGUGAAACAAACCAAAAGCUGUGUAAAAUGAGGCAGAACAAAAUGGGAAAAACCCACAUGUCUGAGUGAGCAGCUCCAUUUUGUUCCCUUCUGCUCACUGAAGGUGAUAUCCUUAUUUUACCUCUGGCCUUUGUCCUUUUUAUGCUGAGUAAAUGCACUGGAAAACA
Molecule: messenger RNA, 3730 nt
Organism: Pyrgilauda ruficollis (rufous-necked snowfinch)
Lineage: Eukaryota; Metazoa; Chordata; Aves; Passeriformes; Passeridae
Gene: ZDHHC15
Product: zinc finger DHHC-type palmitoyltransferase 15
Exons: 12
Coding region: 1-999 (332 amino acids)
Biological process (GO): synaptic vesicle maturation; protein targeting to membrane; peptidyl-L-cysteine S-palmitoylation
Cellular component (GO): endoplasmic reticulum; Golgi apparatus
Molecular function (GO): protein-cysteine S-palmitoyltransferase activity
Source: RefSeq, a predicted model, not a curated record